CUGAACUCUAUGAAAGAAAGUGGGAUCGAAAACACUAGUGGAUUGAGGCCAUAAGACUAUAAGAAGACUAUAAGAAACUUCUGCUAAAAUUACAUCAAGAUCCAAGGAAAGGUCUACCUUUUUAGUGGAAUUUGCAGUACAAUUUUGAAAUAUGUGUUGUGGAGGGUGUGCCAAGUGUCUUGGAGUUAUUCUCAUUCCUUUAAGUAUACUAUGCGUUCUCGCCAAUAUUCUGUUAUUUUUUCCUGGAGGAACAAUUGAAAUUAAAGACCAUAUUUCAAAUGAAGUUUGGUACUUUGGAGGAAUUUUGGGUUCUGGUGUACUGAUGGUGUUUCCUGCUUUGGUCUUUUUCGGUCUUAAGAAUAAUGAUUGUUGUGGAUGCUGUGGAAAUGAAAACUGUGGAAAAAGAUUUGCGAUGUUUAGUUCUAUAAUAUUUGCAGCAGUUGGAAUUGUGGGAGCUGGAUACAAUUUCGCUGUGUCAGUUUUGGCUUUGAACAGAGGCCCAAAGUGUAACAUUGAUAUCGGCAAUAGUACCCAGUGGAUAUAUCCGUUUAAUAAUGGGAAUUACCUUGAGGAUCAUAGUUUAUGGAAGACAUGCCAGCUCCCAAAAUCCAUUGUGCCCUGGAAUCUGACACUCUUCUCUCUGCUUCUGUUAAUGAGUGGAAUUCAACUGAUCUUGUGUGCCAUUCAGGCAAUCAAUGGUCUCUUUGGAGCUAUCUGCGGAGACUGUAAAUGUUGUGGGUGCUGCGGGGGAAAUGGAACAGUUUAAAGAAGAUGAUUGCAAUAUAUCAGCUAUGAUAACACAGAAUAUCCCUUUCUGGACUUUCCUCUUGAUAUGAAGGGCCACAUGUUUUUACAUGAAACAGGCCCAGAAUGAGGAGUCUUUUCUCAUGAUGUAGCAGAACCACUUUUCCCUUCCUGUGCUUAUUUUUCCUCACAUAUUUAGCCCCAGUUGGGCUACAGCAUAUUUAUUUCUUUUCCAAGACAAAGUCUUUGAGACAACACCGAUUGCCAUUUUUGUCUCCUUUCCUUCAAGAAGCAAAAUAAUACACCAUGGUCUUUGUUGGAAAUAAGUCAUAUAAAUGGAAUAAUGAUAAUUUGUAAUUACAGUUUACAUCCAUAAUGACAAUACCUUUAAUACUGUCAAACAACAUCUGCCUAGCCCAGAUACUUAGAAAGGACCUGAUAAGUGGAUAAAAAUGCAAAAUCCAGUCUAAACAUUUGGGUGACUGUGCAACCAACCAUUAGUAAUAAUAAUCAUCUAUAGGAAUGUGAGAUAGAAGUUCACAUUGGGAAUAUUUAUAGACUCUGAAGGGUUUUUUUUUUAAACCCUCCAUUAUUCCCUAUUGUUUCUUAAUUAGUGUUUUUAAGAGUUGCAUGUUAGUUUGUGUUCCUACAAGUCAAAUGUUAAGCUCCUUCAUAGCUAUUUUUGUACGUUACUUUGUUUAGUGUAUAGAAAUAUUUCAUUUUCUAAAUGAACAUUACUUUGAAACAAAUGAUAUAAAAAUAAUAAACCAUAAUGGGAUUAAAAGUUUGUGGUAGUAUAAUGUGGACUGCAUCUGCUGAGAACAAGUC
Messenger RNA from Notechis scutatus (mainland tiger snake), 1572 nucleotides. It is a transcript of the gene TM4SF4, whose product is annotated as transmembrane 4 L six family member 4. The record is from RefSeq and is a predicted model, not a curated record. Lineage: Eukaryota; Metazoa; Chordata; Lepidosauria; Squamata; Elapidae. Gene Ontology annotation, cellular component: membrane.